Messenger RNA from Tarenaya hassleriana, 1807 nucleotides. Its product is annotated as pleckstrin homology-like domain family A member 1. The record is from RefSeq and is a predicted model, not a curated record. NCBI's taxonomy places the organism in Eukaryota, Viridiplantae, Streptophyta, Magnoliopsida, Brassicales, Cleomaceae. The transcript is spliced from 2 exons. The coding region runs from base 1085 to 1666 and encodes 193 amino acids.
AGGACGAACGGGUCAAUUUUGUCCCGAAAGAUUACGCUUCAAUGUCAAAGUUAAGACCUUUCUCGAUCUCGAUCCUCUUUUCUUCCUCAAACAAGUGCUGAAUUUCUCGAGGGUUUAAGCUGAGAUGAUUGUUUCGAAAUCGUGUAAGCUGUUGAUGAUCACCAAGGAUAAGGUCAUCAGCGCGGAUAAAUCGGUGUGAAUUUGGCCCCGAGAUACCCCAACUGUUUCCGAUUAAUAGGUUUUCCAGGAGAAGACCGAUCUUUUCUCGAAAUCGGUAGUAGACGAAACCCUAAAAGCAGGGGUUCGAUUCCGGCCCAAUUUCAGCGUGAAAUUGCCACCAGGGGCUGGAUAGAGCAUGACUACUUAUGGCCAUACCAGGAUGUGCGCAAUUUAGACCAAGCUUCCACAGAGAUGGGGAGAAAUGAUGUCUCUGUCGGUUUUCAAAGGCUUUCUCGAGUCGCCAUUGGGGUGUCUUCUACUUGUCCCUGAAAGGAGGGAUCAGGACAGCGAUCGAGAGAGGCUUAUGGGGAUGAUGAGCCGAUCGAGAGAGAUCCGUUCAGGGAAAGAGAGACUGAGAUGGCACGAAACAGAGGACAGAUGGAGCCUCUCUGCUUCCCUACCAUGUCUCCUGAAACUUUUAGCAGCUGAAUUGGGAUGCUUGGAUUGCAGCGAAUGGAUUCAGUUCUGUUUCAUUGAGCACUUGAUAUACAUCUUUCAGUUCCUCUGGUUAUGAGAUUUCCUCUUUGUCUGUUUCUUUUGCUCCCCAAGAGGAUCUUUGUCACACUGUUGUUUGGUUAUGAGAUUUCCUCUUUGUAUGAUAUACAUACACACUGAUUAAGGUACAACUGUGUGGAAACGGCGUUCUGGUUUGAAACAGGUUUGUGCUGAAGGAAGAGGGAGAGAUCUAGAACCAACCUAACUCCCAAAGUCACACAAAUCAGGUGAAAUGAUCACCUAAAAUACUGGUGGGAGCAAACCACAACAGAUCCAAUUCUCCACCCUCUUUGCGCCCCCACCCCUUUUCUGCAGCUUCAGAUCUUUUAUAUAUAACCACAGCUAUCAACCCACCACUCUCCACACACCGAUGAUUUCGGGAGAAGCCAAAGGGAUGAGACUCCAAUGGCAAGCGGCACCCCUUCUCCUGCUUCUUCUGAUGCUGUCCGCCGUACGCAGCCAGAGGAUGCCCAUUCCUGCCCAGCGGCCACUCUGCACCUCCCAGUACGCGUUGGCUAAUUACGCAUGCUCCCAUCUGCCCUUGAUCCCCAACCCCCCUCUCCCUUCUGCCUCCCAGCUUCCUCCCCCUCCCGCACCGGAGGCUAACCCACCACCCUCACCACCAGCCCAUCCAACUCCUGACAAUGACCAUGACGAUGACCACGACCAUGACCAUGACCAUGAGCACGAGGACCACCACCGCCACCACCACAGCAGCCACAAGCACCACCACCACGGGCACCACAGGCACAAGGCUCGCAAGGUUGAGUAUAAGGAGUCGUUUGCAGAGGCAGAAUGUUGCAAAUGGCUGAAGCAAAUGGACAACGAAUGCGUGUGUGACCUUCUCCUUCACUUGCCCCCUCUUCUGGCGAGGCCUGUUCACGACUACACCGUCUUUGUGGACGAGUCCUGCAUCGUCACUUUCUCCUGCGGCGGUAGAUUCAUCCGGUGAUUCGUGGAUAAUAUGUCGUCAUCGUAAUGUUUUCUGACUUCCUUCCCUUUCCCUUUGUAUGAGAUUUUAUGAUAUAUAUAUGUUGAAAAUCUUCUCAAAUGGUUCUCUGUUUCAAUAAAGUUACAGCCUGUAUUGGAUCUC